AUGAACAUCAUGCGCAAGAAGGCGCAGUACGUCAAUAUUACACCCAUUCCGUCUUUUAUACCGCGACAACUCGCCAUCGACUUUCUUCACAGCCACGGCGAGAUUAUCGAGCUCAACCCUCUCGUCACCGGCCACGAGGCCAUCAAAGCACCACGCGACGCUCCAGCUGACGAAUUCUACUCGACUUGGUACGAGAUUUCACAGCGUAUACAAUAUAUCCCCGGCAUUGGCAAGAUUGGCAGCGGCGCCAUCAAAUUUCGAGGAGUUUUUCACGACCUCCCGUUCGGUCUGCAGACACACACCUAUGCGCCUGCGAAUGUCGACUUGCGCAACAAGUGGCAGAUAUGCGGCAACCAGCCUGGAGAGCCACCAGAGCCGAGGGAGUUGGGUUCCAAUGCGCCACCGGAAGGCCUCUACAUCAGGGAGGAUGUGGAGAUCAAGUGCAACAUGACGAUGCUCAGCUUUGUAAAGAAGGAAAUGAAGGCUGCAGCGAAGAUUAUGGUGGAACGACUGGUCAAGAAGGCUGAGCUGCUUGACCAGGGCGCGAUACAAGCGAUGAUGGAGAAUGGGCGGCUGAGGACAGUCAACCCGGCAGACCGCUCGGAGCGAAGAACGCCAAACUCAUCACCACAACAACCUUAUGUAAUGCCCAUGUCGCCACGACACGCACACUCGCCGUCAUUGUCACAGAGCCAUGUUAGCCAGCAAUACGCGCCCCCUAUACCACCGAAGCAGCUCCUAGGCGAAAACAAUUUCGUCACAGAACUACCAGGCGACUUUUACCACCCCCAACCAUCACCUUCCUACCUCCACCCCAACGACAACCGCAAAUCCAGCGUCUCCGAACCCUCGCAAUAUUCCCCAAAGGGCCAUGACGAGCGCUGGUCAACCACAUCACAAAGCUCAGCUUCCUCGCGACCGAGUUCCUGGACACCAUCAGAUGGUAUGCGGUCGCCAGUACCCGAUAACAAGGGCUUCGCGUCCGAGUUACCGACCAUGCAGGAGACGAAGGAGGAGCAUAACGGACAGCCAAAGUACUCGUAUAAUCCACAAGACUUCGCGGGACAACAGGUGCAAUACGUCCAUCGACCGCCGUAUCCAACAUCAAUGUAUGGGCAGUAG
Pyrenophora tritici-repentis Pt-1C-BFP is the source of this 1122-nucleotide messenger RNA. RefSeq lists its product as uncharacterized. Lineage: Eukaryota; Fungi; Ascomycota; Dothideomycetes; Pleosporales; Pleosporaceae. The record is from RefSeq and is a predicted model, not a curated record.